Messenger RNA from Cylindrotheca closterium, 963 nucleotides. The record is from the annotation of a GenBank genome assembly. NCBI's taxonomy places the organism in Eukaryota, Bacillariophyta, Bacillariophyceae, Bacillariales, Bacillariaceae.
AUGACAAGGAAAGGAAAGAAGAAAACUCUAUCUAUUGAGCCAGCAAGUGCUGGGGUGGACGAGGGAUAUCAUAGUUCUUUGUCUAGCUGCAAUGUUCGAAAAAGUGCCAAAGAACGAUCCUCCCAUCAGAUUUGUCCCGAAUCCAUCAAGGGAAUCGAUGACAUGGGCCAAUUUUAUAGCUGCCACGACGAAUUGUUAUCCUUUCAAAAGGUCAAUCAAGAGGAAAUGUACAAGGCAAACUCGUUGUAUUGGGCUAAUGAAGGAUGCAACGGAAGCACCAAUGAGCAGGCCAUGGUUGGAGAUGAAGGCGGUCAAGAAGAUGCUGAGGAGGGCCUCGCCUUUUUAGAUCGCUUUCUUGCCCUUGAGACGACGAACCAAGACAAAGCGAUGAAGCAACCUUCUUGCUCACAUCAGAAUAAUCGCCGCCGACAACGUCGUCGUUUUGAUCAUGCCGUCGAUCUCGGUGCAGGAGUCGGCAGGUUGACUAAAUUGCUCCUGCUGAAACGAUACGGAGAAGUUCGACUUGUAGAAGCCGAUGGAGGAUGGUCCAAACGUUCGAGGAACUAUCUAGGAAGAAAGCGAUCUUCUCGAUGCAGCUUUAGCCACCAACGCCUCGACACGUUGACCAAGGCGGAUGUACAAGGCUGGGGAGAACCAGCCGAUCUCAUGUGGGUCCAAUGGACCUUGCAAUAUCUCAUUGAUACCGACGUGGUCGACUGUCUGAAAGUCUUGGCCGGUGGGCUGCGGGAAGGAUCAGGAGUUUUGAUUGUCAAGGAGAAUCGUCCAUAUGGAACGCAGCGGGAAGAUAGGUUUCAAAUGGACAUGCCACAGGGGGGCAAUGAGAGGUAUGACAUCACAAGAACUGAUAACCAUCACCGAUUACUCUUUCAUCAAGCUGGUUUGAAGGUUUGCUAUACCGAGCGUGGUGAGGAAACCAAUGUAUACGCAUUGACUGUUAUGUGA